Messenger RNA from Trichophyton benhamiae CBS 112371, 126 nucleotides. RefSeq lists its product as uncharacterized. The record is from RefSeq and is a predicted model, not a curated record. The transcript has a single exon. NCBI's taxonomy places the organism in Eukaryota, Fungi, Ascomycota, Eurotiomycetes, Onygenales, Arthrodermataceae. The coding region runs from base 1 to 126 and encodes 41 amino acids.
AUGCAGGAAGAGCAGCCACAAAAGAGGAACAAGAAAAAAAAAAAAAAAAAAAAAAAAGGGAAGAAAAAGGAAAAGGGAUGGGAGGAAGGACGCCGCAGCCAGAAAUAUUCAGUCUUCCUGACAUAA